Molecule: messenger RNA, 2055 nt
Organism: Lithohypha guttulata
Lineage: Eukaryota; Fungi; Ascomycota; Eurotiomycetes; Chaetothyriales; Trichomeriaceae
Exons: 1
Coding region: 1-2055 (684 amino acids)
Biological process (GO): amine metabolic process
Molecular function (GO): primary methylamine oxidase activity; copper ion binding; quinone binding
Source: RefSeq, a predicted model, not a curated record
AUGGCACGUCAUCCUUUCGAACAGCUUUCUGCACAAGAAACUGAAAAGGCACGGGACAUUGUGCUUAAGCUGCACCCGAACACUCACAUUUUCUUCAGAUACAUCUUUCUUGAAGAAGCCCCCAAAUCAGAGAUUAAGAAGUACCUCGAGGCAGAACAUGCUGGCAAGACACCCGAGGCCCUCAACAGAAGGGCUAUGGUAAUGUAUGAUGUGAUCGGGGAUGACAAGAUACCAUACUACAAUGAGUCGGUCGUUGACAUCACAGCCGGUAAGCGCCUUGAUCACAAAGUCGUCGGCAAGGAAUUUCAUGCCUCUCUCACGGUCCCUGAGUUCAGAAGCUUGGUGGAAGCUGUCGAGAAGUCACAGAUGUUCAAAGAGUGCCUUGAAGAGUACAAGCUUCCAGAAGGAUUUGAGCUGGUCGUUGAGCCAUGGCCAUACGGCGGUCUGCUACCUGGCGAGGACAACAAAAGGUACUUUCAAGGUCUGUGUUUUGCUCAGGACACAAGAUCGAAGAACCCGGACUCAAACUUUUACUCAUUCCCGCUACCUUUCAUCCCUGUCAUGGACGCAACUACACAAGAGAUUAUUCGAGUGGACAGAUUAGCUACAGGUGGCAAAGACGACCCUAUGGAACCUACCAAGCACAAUCCUCGACCUGUCGACCACUGUACGACGUCAGAGUACGUGCCGGAGCUUCUGCCAAAUGGGCCUCGAAAAGACUUGAAGCCACUUAACGUUACACAGCCAGAAGGCCCAUCAUUCACAGUCACAGAUAAUUCUCUGGUGGAAUGGCAAGGGUGGAGAUUUCGUGUCUCGUUCAACCCACGCGAAGGAGCUGUUCUUCACGAUCUGCACUUCAAAGGUCGAUCAGUUAUGUAUCGGUUGUCCUUUUCCGAGAUGACGGUACCAUACUCUGAUGCUCGAUAUCCGUUCGCGCGAAAGCAAGCGUUUGACUUCGGUGAUGGAGGUGCAGGAACGUGCGCAAACAACUUAAGUUUGGGCUGCGAUUGCUUAGGAGUGAUCAAGUAUUUUGACAGUGUCGUCACAGACACAGAAGGCAAACCGGAAGCGGCACCGAAUGUCGUAUGCCUGCACGAACAAGACAACGGUAUCGCCUGGAAACACACGAAUUGGCGAACAGGUCGAGCAGUCGUUGCACGAAACCGUGAGCUAGUCGUGCAAUUUAUCAUUACUCUCGCGAACUACGAGUACAUCUUUGCCUACAAGCUUGAUACGAUGGGUGGUAUCAACAUCGAGACUCGAGCUACGGGUAUUGUAUCCGUUGUCAACAUUGAUCCCGGCAAGCAGUCGGACUAUGGCAACGUCGUGUCUGAAGGCGCUCUAGCUCAAAACCACCAGCAUAUCUUCUGUAUACGCAUAGAUCCUGCGGUCGACGGUCACAAAAAUACUGCUGUGAUCGAAGAAUCUCUCCCUGUCAAGAUGAAUGAAAAGACAAAUCCACGAGGCAACUACUACGAGAUUGUCAAGACGCCAAUCAAAUCGCCUCGUUGGCUCGAUGCAGACAUUACCAAGAACCGUGUCAUCAAAAUCACAAAUCCUAGCAGUAUCAAUCCGAUAAGUGGUCGACCAGUCUCGUACAAAUUCGCGCCCAUGGCCACCCAGCUCCUCCUAGCUGAUCAGGAUUCAGUCCAAGCUCAACGGGCUCUCUUCGCACAGCACCAUGUCUGGGUCACAAAGCACAUGGAUGGAGAGCUCUAUGCCGCAGGCCGCUAUACCCUACAAUCAACGCGGGAGCAAGGUGGAGUUGCAGAUAUGGUCGCUCGCAAGGAGGACACAGAAAACGAGGAUAUAGUGGUAUGGGCCACGUUUGGCCUGACACACAACCCUCGCGUAGAAGACUGGCCAGUCAUGCCAGUUGAGAUUCACGAACUGAAAUUGCGGCCUGCUGACUUCUUUACUGAAAAUCCAGGCAUCGAUCUGCCAACUAACAGAAACGAGGCAAGUAGGUUGGCCAAUGGUGAUAGCUGUUGUGAUACGAAUGGCACGAACGGCACGAAUGGGACGAACGGACAGGCGCGAAAUUUCAUGGGUUGA